Neospora caninum is the source of this 1206-nucleotide messenger RNA. RefSeq names its product S-adenosylmethionine synthetase,related. The coding region runs from base 1 to 1206 and encodes 401 amino acids. Gene Ontology annotation, cellular component: cytosol. The record is from RefSeq and is a predicted model, not a curated record. Gene Ontology annotation, molecular function: ATP binding; methionine adenosyltransferase activity. The transcript is spliced from 4 exons. Gene Ontology annotation, biological process: S-adenosylmethionine biosynthetic process. NCBI's taxonomy places the organism in Eukaryota, Apicomplexa, Conoidasida, Eucoccidiorida, Sarcocystidae.
AUGAACUCCGUAAAGCCGCCCAGACCCGGUCACUUCCUCUUCACCUCCGAGUCGGUGAAUGAGGGCCAUCCAGACAAGCUGUGCGACCAGGUGUCCGACGCAGUGCUGGACGCCUGCCUGGCGCAAGAUCCCGACAGCAAAGUCGCCUGCGAGACAUGCGCGAAAACAGGCAUGAUCAUGAUCUUCGGUGAAAUCACCACAAAAGCGUCUGUCAACUACGAGCAAAUCGUCCGCGAUACUGUCAAGGAGAUCGGCUACGAUGACGAGUCCAAAGGACUUGACUACAAAACGAUGAACGUCGUGGUUGCGAUCGAGGAGCAGAGCCCCGACAUUGCGCAGUGCGUGCACGUGAACAAAAAAGAAGAAGAUGUCGGCGCCGGAGACCAGGGUCAUAUGUUUGGCUACGCCUGCGACGAGACGGAGGAGUUCAUGCCUCUCUCGCACUCUCUCGCCACCCGUCUCGGCAAGCGCCUGACGGAAGUGCGCAAGCAGGGAAUUCUCCCCUACAUCCGCCCGGACGGCAAAACCCAGGUCACCGUCGAGUACGAGGAUCGCAACGGAGUUCCAGUCCCAAAGCGCGUCCACACCAUCGUCAUCAGCACGCAGCACGCCCCAGAGGCGUCGAACGAGCAGCUGAGAGCAGAUCUGAUGGAGCAUGUCGUGAAGUACGUCGUGCCGGCGCAGUACUUGGACGACGACACGGUUUACCACCUCAACCCGAGCGGGAAAUUCGUGAUUGGCGGGCCCCAUGGCGACGCUGGACUGACGGGCAGAAAAAUCAUCAUCGACACCUACGGAGGCUGGGGAGCUCACGGGGGUGGCGCUUUCAGCGGGAAGGACAGCACGAAGGUUGACCGCUCUGCGGCGUACGCCGCGCGUCGGGCUGCCAAGUCGCUUGUGGCGAACGGCUUUUGCAAGAGGUGUUUGGUUCAGGUUUCGUACUCCAUUGGCGUGUCUCAUCCGCUCUCCCUUUUUGUGGACUCGUACAACACUGCGGCCGAGAACUACAAUGACGAACUCCUGCUCAAGAUCGUCAUGGAGAACUUUGACUUCCGGCCGGGCGUCAUUCUGCGCGAGCUCCGCCUGAAAGAACCGGGUUUCAAGCGGUUCGCUGCGUAUGGCCACUUUGGACGAAGUGAAGAAGACUGUGCCUGGGAGAAAAUCGUGGACCUGUCGCACUGCAAAGUUCCUGGCAGCUCGGCCUAA